Molecule: messenger RNA, 2867 nt
Organism: Coregonus sp. 'balchen'
Lineage: Eukaryota; Metazoa; Chordata; Actinopteri; Salmoniformes; Salmonidae
Source: the annotation of a GenBank genome assembly
CCAGUGAGGCAGGUGGUCCAGGUCCGUCUCCUCCCAGCCUGGCUCAGUCUCCUCCAGGGUGACGUGUGUGUCUAUAACUGUGUGUGUGUGUGUGUGUGUGUGUGUGUGUAACUGUGUGUGUGUGUGUGUGUGUGUAUCUGUGUGUGUGUAGAAUCAGUGAGGCAGGUGGUCCAGGUCCGUCUCCUCCCAGCCUGGCUCAGUCUCCUCCAGGGUGACGUGUGUGUGUGUGUCUAACUGUGUGUGUGUGUGUGUGUGUGUAUAACUGUGUGUGUGUGUAUAACUGUGUGUGUGUAGAACCAGUGAGGCAGGUGGUCCAGGCCCGUCUCCUCCCAGCCUGGCUCAGUCUUCUCCAGGGUGAUGUGUGUGUAUAACUGUGUGUGUGUGUGUGUGUGUGUAUAACUGUGUGUGUGUGUGUGUGUGUGUAUAACUGUGUGUGUGUGUGUGUGUGUGUGUGUAUCUGUGUGUGUGUAGAACCAGUGAGGCAGGUGGUCCAGGUCCGUCUCCUCCCAGCCUGGCUCAGUCUCCUCCAGGGUGACGUGUGUGUCUAUAACUGUGUGUGUGUGUGUGUGUGUAACUGUGUGUGUGUGUGUGUGUGUGUAUCUGUGUGUGUGUAGAAUCAGUGAGGCAGGUGGUCCAGGUCCGUCUCCUCCCAGCCUGGCUCAGUCUCCUCCAGGGUGACGUGUGUGUGUGUGUCUAACUGUGUGUGUGUGUGUGUGUGUGUAUAACUGUGUGUGUGUGUAUAACUGUGUGUGUGUAGAACCAGUGAGGCAGGUGGUUCAGGUCCGUCUCCUCCCAGCCUGGCUCAGUCUUCUCCAGGGUGAUGUGUUGGAGCUGUUACACAAACUGGAUGUAGAGAACUGUUCUCAGACGGCCCUGGACACACUGACCGCUCUGCUCACACACACACCUCAGGACCAGCCGCUACAGCACUGUCUACAGCUGGACAACAGGUACACACACACACACACACACACACACACACACACACUGACCGCUCUGUACACACACACACCUCAGGACCAGCCGCUACAGCACUGUCUCCAGCUGGACAACAGGUACACACACACACACACACACUCACACACACACACACACACACUGACCGCUCUGUACACACACACACCUCAGGACCAGCCGCUACAGCACUGUCUCCAGCUGGACAACAGGUACACACACACACACACACACACACACACACACACACACACACACUGACCUGGACACACACACACACACACACACACACACACUGACCGCUCUGUUCACACACACACCUCAGGACCAGCCGCUACAGCACUGUCUUCAGCUGGACAACAGGUACACACACACACACACACACACACACACACUGACGGCUCUGUUCACACACACACCUCAGGACCAGCCGCUACAGCACUGUCUUCAGCUGGACAACAGGUACACACACACACACACACACACACACACACACACACACACACACUGACCGCUCUGUUCACACACACACCUCAGGACCAGCCGCUACAGCACUGUCUUCAGCUGGACAACAGGUACACACACACACACACACACACACCACACACACACACUGACCGCUCUGUACACACACACACCUCAGGACCAGCCGCUACAGCACUGUCUUCAGCUGGACAACAGGUACACACACACACACACACUGACCGCUCUGUACACACACACACACACACACUGACCUGGACACACACACACACACACACACACACACACACUGACGGCUCUGUACACCACACACACCUCAGGACCAGCUGCUACAGCACUGUCUUCAGUCUGGACAACAGGUACACACACACACACACACACACACACACACACACACACCACACACACACACACACACUGACCGCUCUGUACACACACACACCUCAGGACCAGCUGCUGCAGCACUGUCUUCAGCUGGACAACAGGUACACACACACACACACACACACACACACACACACACACACACACACACACACACACUGACCUGGACACACACACACACACACACACACACACACCCACACCCACCUGCCUCUCACACAACACACACACCCCCUCUCCACACCACACAACACACUGACCUGUACACCACACACACACACAGCACACACACACUGACCACCCUGCUCUCUCUCACACCACACACACACCACUGACACACCUCUACACCUGCUCUCACUCCACAACACCGACGCUCCCCACACACACACACACUGACCACCCUGCUCUCUCUCACACACACACACCUGACCACCCUGCUCUUCACACACACAGUCAACACACACACUACACCCUACCCACCACCCUCCUCCACCCACACACACACACUGACCCCCUGCUCUCUCUCACACACACACACACGACACCCUGCUUCACACAACCCACUGCCUCCCUGCUCCUACACACACACACACACACACACUGACCACCCUGCUCUCUCUCUCUCACACACACACACACACACUGACCACCCUGCUCUCUCUCUCACACACACACACACACACACACUGACCACCCUUCUCUCUCACACACACACACACACACCACACACACACUGACCACCCCUGCUCUCUCACACACACACACACACUGACCACCCUGCUCUCUCACACACACACACUGACCUGUACAUACACACACACACACCCUGACCUGUACACACACACACACACACACAUACACACACCCUGACCUGUCCACCCUGUGUGUGUCUCUGCAGGAUGCUGGUCCCGGCUGAGUCUCUGUCCUGUGAGAGGGUGUUGUACUGGAGAGCUCUGUGUGAGUUCAUUAAGGCUAAAGGUGAUGAAGGGGAAGAGAUGCUGGAACAGCUGCUGCCAGAGGCUGCUCUCUUCGCUGAAUACCUCUAC